AUGGGAAUUCCGACAACUCUGUUCUACGCUUUGGUGGCAUUUUCUUUAAUGUGGGAGAUAUCGCAGGCAAUCCACCCACCUUAUGGAAAGGUCAAGAUUGUGAAGGGCAAAUGCAAGUACAAGAACCAUCUGGUUGCUGACGGUGCAUCUCUGCGCUUUGAGAACCCGUGUCAGUCUUGGACCUGCGACGUUCGAUCAAGAUCAUUUGCCAUUCUUCCGUGCGGUAUCAUCGCAAACCCUAUGAACUGCCCAGUCUUCAAAGGCACCGGUCCCUACCCAAGUUGCUGCUAUCAAGUCAAUUGCACAGGAACGGAUCAGUCUGAAGAUACAUGGUUCUAUAACAAAUAA
This is a messenger RNA of Ixodes scapularis (black-legged tick), 348 nucleotides long. RefSeq lists its product as uncharacterized. The record is from RefSeq and is a predicted model, not a curated record. NCBI's taxonomy places the organism in Eukaryota, Metazoa, Arthropoda, Arachnida, Ixodida, Ixodidae. The coding region runs from base 1 to 348 and encodes 115 amino acids. The transcript has 3 exons.